Plenodomus lingam JN3 is the source of this 852-nucleotide messenger RNA. It is a transcript of the gene PRE2, whose product is annotated as Proteasome subunit beta type-5. Gene Ontology annotation, molecular function: threonine-type endopeptidase activity. The record is from RefSeq and is a predicted model, not a curated record. Gene Ontology annotation, cellular component: proteasome core complex. Lineage: Eukaryota; Fungi; Ascomycota; Dothideomycetes; Pleosporales; Leptosphaeriaceae.
AUGGACUCGUUGGUGGCCCAGUACAGUCGGCCGGCGUACGCAGAGGAGGGCCAAACAGCAGACGAACAGCUCGAGCUUCACAGUGGCAUGCCCGAACUGUCCCUCAAGUUUGCCCUGCCACCCGUCGCCCAGUCGGCAUCGUGGCUGCGAGCCAUGACAGACGACUACUCCAACCCCAACUGCCCCAUCAAAAUCGCCCACGGUACCACGACGCUCGCCUUCCGCUUCAAGGGAGGCAUCAUCGUUGCCACCGACUCGCGCGCCACGGCCGGCAAUUGGAUUGCUAGCCAGACAGUCAAGAAGGUAAUUGAGAUCAACAACUGCCUACUGGGCACCAUGGCUGGUGGUGCCGCCGACUGCCAGUACUGGCUCGCCUAUCUCGGUAUGCAAUGUCGCCUGCACGAGCUCCGCCACAAGCGCCGCAUCUCCGUCGCCGCCGCCUCCAAGAUCCUCGCCAACCUCGUCUACUCGUACAAGGGCAUGGGCCUGAGCAUGGGCACCAUGUGCGCGGGCGUCACCCCUCAGGAAGGCCCCGCUCUGUACUACAUCGACAGCGACGGUACCCGUCUCGCCGGCAACCUCUUCUGCGUAGGCUCCGGCCAGACGUUUGCAUACGGUGUUCUCGAUGCCUCAUACAAGUAUGAUUUGGAGGAUGAUGAGGCCCUCGAGCUGGGUCGACGGAGUAUCCUGGCCGCCACACACAGAGAUGCAUAUUCGGGUGGUUUCAUCAACUUGUACCAUGUCAAGGAGGAUGGGUGGGUCAAGCAUGGCUUCAACGACACAAAUCCCAUCUUUUGGGACACCAAAUUGAACAAGGGCGAGUUCUCCAACGUCACCAGCGAACUCGAGUAG